Trichomonas vaginalis G3 is the source of this 912-nucleotide messenger RNA. Its product is annotated as mitochondrial ribosomal protein S18 family. Lineage: Eukaryota; Parabasalia; Trichomonadida; Trichomonadidae. Gene Ontology annotation, cellular component: radial spoke; axoneme. The coding region runs from base 1 to 912 and encodes 303 amino acids. The transcript has a single exon. The record is from RefSeq and is a predicted model, not a curated record. Gene Ontology annotation, biological process: motile cilium assembly; axoneme assembly; cilium movement involved in cell motility.
AUGGAUUUCAAGUGGCUUAAUGAUCUUUCCACUGAAUUUGAGGGCGUUGGCAUUGCCCCAACUAAAGCCGAAAUCGUUGCAAUGAAGGCAUCUGUUUCUAUGCUCUGUGAAAAAGCAAAUCAUGAUACCGUUCAUUUCUGGGGCAAAGUCAAGGGAACAGAGCGCAAUUAUCUCAUCAUUGUUUGUUAUACAGGCGGACUUCUUGGAAAACGUACAGCUUAUGCUUCUCUCGAUGGCGUUUGCUGGUUCGGUCUUCCACUCGUUACAGACAAACUUAUUUCUCAUGUAACAAACAUACGUGGACCGCUUAAAGGCCAGCCACUUUUAAAGACAACAGUCCGUCAUCCAAGGAAAACAGAGGCAUUUAAAGAUCUUCAGCCUUUAGUUCCUCCAAAGCCACGUCAAGAAGAAGAGGAAGAGGAAGAAGAACAGAAAGAAGAGGAGCCAGAAAAUGAAGAAGAAGAAAAGGAGGAGGAAGAAGAAUUACCAGAAUACGAAGAUGCUCAGAUCGCAGAAGACCAGCGUCUUGCUGUUCUUGUAUAUCUUAUUGACAAGCGCGGUCUUAUCUUCCCACAAGAUGCUCUUCUUUGGAAAUCUACAAAAGAAGUUAAGUCCAAUCCAUUAUUCAAGGGCGUUGUUCCCGAUUCAACUCUUUUCGACUUUUGUCGCCUUGAUAAGGAUAUUCGUGGCGAAUCUCAAAGAGCUAACGGAAUUAUAGAUACAAUGCCUCCAUUAUCAGAAGACCUUCCACCUAGUGGAUGGAAGAUAUCUCAGGAUCCACACACUGGAACUGUUAGAAUUAAUUCAAAAGUUUGGCCAGGCCUUGUAUUUAUCUGCAAAGGAAGCAGAUGGGGCACUGUUUAUCUUGGUGAUGGCCAACGUAAUACUGACUACUUAUUCGCUGCAGAGUAA